AUGUGGGUGUGUCUAAUUUUGUGCUCGUUGUGUAUGAGUGCCAUCAUUGGGCUCGGAUGCAUAGGUCGCAUUCACCAAGUUCGACGACGUGCGCCGCCGAAAAGGCCGCAACGUCAACUGUGUAUUGCAGCGCUGCUUGGAUCAGGCGGUCAUACGGCUGAGCUACUUACCAUUUUACGUGCAUUGCCGCAGGACCAAUAUACCCCGCGCAUCUACUUCACAACGACGGGCGAUGCGCUAAGUCUUAAAAAGGCGGCUGAUGCGGAGGGAGGCAGCCUUGCUCGACAUGAAAUGCAGGGUCUAUGUAUUCCACGCGCCCGUGUGGUGAAGCAAAGCUGGCUUACGACACCGUUGUCCGUUGCGAACAGCACUGCGUUCUGUGUAUGGCACCUAGGUCUCGCCCCAAUCUUCCGACGACGUGAUAAAUCACGCGAAGAACAUGUGCCAUGGGCUGAUGUGCUCAUCAUGAAUGGCCCAGCUACGUGCGUCCCGGUCGUUAUCGCUAUCAUCUUUAUGCGUGUAUGUUGA
This is a messenger RNA of Malassezia globosa CBS 7966, 528 nucleotides long. RefSeq lists its product as uncharacterized. The record is from RefSeq and is a predicted model, not a curated record. Gene Ontology annotation, biological process: dolichol-linked oligosaccharide biosynthetic process. The transcript has a single exon. Bases 1 to 528 code for a protein of 175 amino acids. Gene Ontology annotation, molecular function: N-acetylglucosaminyldiphosphodolichol N-acetylglucosaminyltransferase activity. Gene Ontology annotation, cellular component: UDP-N-acetylglucosamine transferase complex. NCBI's taxonomy places the organism in Eukaryota, Fungi, Basidiomycota, Malasseziomycetes, Malasseziales, Malasseziaceae.